Molecule: messenger RNA, 1437 nt
Organism: Vigna radiata var. radiata (mung bean)
Lineage: Eukaryota; Viridiplantae; Streptophyta; Magnoliopsida; Fabales; Fabaceae
Product: PHD finger protein ALFIN-LIKE 1-like
Exons: 5
Coding region: 427-1149 (240 amino acids)
Biological process (GO): regulation of DNA-templated transcription
Cellular component (GO): nucleus
Molecular function (GO): transcription cis-regulatory region binding; transcription coregulator activity; histone binding
Source: RefSeq, a predicted model, not a curated record
AAACUCUCUUCAAAAUUAAUGUUGCUUUAAUCCACAGAGAUUUCUGUAACUGCUACGACACCAAUGUUGUUUUAUCAUAUCACGCAUAAAGAUUGUUCUAGUAUUUAUGAAAAAAAUAUUGUUUUUAAGAUCCUAAUAUUUGUAUGACCCCAAAUCGAUCGGAAUUACCUAUUAAUUAUUUUAGACCUAAUUUCUCACCAAACCUUUUUUUUUUAGUGGAAAGCAAGGGUGAGUAGUGUGAAACAUAGUGGAAGAGGAGGCAAUUUAGCCUUAUUGAGUACUACUUAUACUAAUACAUACACAUUCUUCAAGUUUGUAUUUUUACUCACUUUCUCCACCCCUUUGAUCAAUUUCCAUGGUCUUUCUCUUCAAUUUCAUUUAGCUUCCCCAAAUUCAAAGCCCUUUCACUUAGAUCUCAAUUGGGUUAUGGACAUGGCUUCCAGUCCGCGCACCGUUGAAGAGAUCUUCAAGGACUAUAGCGCCAGAAGAACCGGUGUUAUUCGCGCUCUCACUCAUGACGUUGAUGAAUUUUACGGACUCUGCGAUCCAGAUAAGGAUAACUUGUGCCUCUAUGGACACCCAAAUGAAGCCUGGGAAGUAACUCUGCCAGCAGAGGAAGUUCCACCAGAGCUACCUGAGCCGGCUCUUGGAAUCAAUUUUGCUAGGGAUGGCAUGAACCGGAGGGACUGGCUAUCUCUGGUUGCUGUGCACAGUGACUCGUGGUUGGUUUCUGUGGCCUUUUACCUUGGGGCUCGUCUUAAUCGCAAUGAAAGGAAACGUUUGUUUAGUUUGAUCAAUGAUCUUCCAUCCGUUUUUGAAGUUGUGACUGAAAGGAAACCAAUUAAGGACAAGCCCACUGUGGAUAGUGGAAGCAAGUCUCGGGGAAGUACCAAGAGAUCCAAUGAUGGGCAAGUUAAAAGCAACCCGAAGUUUGCUGCGGAUGAGGGUUACGAGGAGGAUGAAGAUGAGCACAACGAAACACUCUGUGGAAGCUGUGGUGGAAACUACAACUCCGACGAGUUUUGGAUUUGCUGCGACAUAUGUGAGAGGUGGUUCCAUGGGAAGUGCGUUAAGAUCACCCCUGCAAAGGCUGAGGGCAUAAAGCACUAUAAAUGUCCAUCAUGCAGCCUGAGGCGUGGCAGGCCCUAAAGUGAAGACUCUGGAAAAGGGUGCAUGUGAGGUGAGUGUUGUUUCGUGGCUUACAAGAUACUGUAAUUUUGUUACAUCACUUACAGAAGUUCAUGUAAUGGCUAAAUUUAGUAGGGAUCAAGUUUCUUUUUUACCAAGAUGAACGGUUGGUGUAUGAUACACAGUACAGAAUAGGACAUGACAAAUUUUAAUUUCAUGAUUAGUUUAUAUUUAGUUGAAUAUUGCUUGAAUUUAUAUUGUAACUUUAUUUUAGUUUUUAUCACAGAGAAAACAACAUUUUCUCCUCCA